Messenger RNA from Aspergillus calidoustus, 1803 nucleotides. The record is from the annotation of a GenBank genome assembly. NCBI's taxonomy places the organism in Eukaryota, Fungi, Ascomycota, Eurotiomycetes, Eurotiales, Aspergillaceae.
AUGACCAGCCACGGCGCCGAUUGCGCUCCGGCAGAUUUUCUCUUCGUCGACUACCAGGACGACAACCCGCAGAACCGGUCGAUUGACAAGGAGAAGCGCGUGUUUGCGCAAAAGACGCACCAGCGCAAGAAGAGGCUUGCGGCAGUCCAGAGGCUCAAGACGUCGACCCAUGUCUUUCGGCAGCGGCUUCCCUUUGCCUACAAGCCUGUCGCUGAUACUGCCAGUGGAGAGAGCAGUGAGGCGAACCAUAGCAGUGAUGAUGGUUCCGAGCAAGGAUCCGCUGCGGACGCUGUAGUUUCUAGGAAUCUGGAGGCGCUCAAAUGGGCCCGAAUCAAGAAACUCAUGUCGCCCAAGUCACAGCUCGGCCAGGGGUUCAUCGACCCCUUUUCCACGACCGCGGUGCCAAUGAGCGACUUUAUGAAUUCGUUUUUCCAGCACCUCCGGAAUUUCACCAUCCACCGCGCCUAUCCCCUUGAUACCCCGCGCAUGACCGUCUGGUGGUGGCAAAAGGCGCUCUCUCAGCCGGCCAUCCAGCUGGCGUUGCUGGUCUCAGCGGCGAGCCACCAGACGGCCAUGAACACGAUCCACAAUGCACCCUCGAAGCACCUGCAGCGGUCCAUCGGCGAAAUGCUACGCUUACGCGGAGAUACGAUCACGACUGUGAAUAACCUGCUCCAGAUGCCGGGCGCCGUGACCGAGUCUACGAUCUUGAUUGUGGCGGCACUUAGAGCAAUAGAGGCAAUCGGCGGCAAUCUCGAAGGCGCCACGGCACACACAAAGGGUCUCGAUGCGCUCGUCCAGCUCUACGGUGGACUCGACGCUCUAGACCACAUGACCCUAUCCAAAGUUUACCACGCGGACAUCAUGUACGCAGCCCUAACAGACACCAUCCCAAGCAUCCCCCUCACGCCAACAUGGCGGAGCGAGAUCAUCCAAGAGGCCAAAGUCCUCCACUCGAGCUUCGACCUCCUGUCGCAUCUCCACGAUAAACCCGACAUCGCCGCGCAGCUAUCGAUCCUGGGCACAUCGUUCUUCCAAGCGCCCUGGUAUCCGGGGCUGGAGGAGAGCAUGAAGACGUACCUGCACGCAUCCCAGCGGUCAAUCCGGUACUAUGAAGUCGCGACCCGGCGCUGGUCCAUUGUCAUGCCGACGGAUAACGACCUCUUCGUCCUCCUCGAGCACCAGCUCGCGUCCACUCGAUAUCCCGCAGUCCACAGCGACGCACCACCGCACCCCGGGGAACCCGCAUCCGCCUCAUAUCUCCUCAACGAACCCCUCCGCAUCGCGCUCUUCGCCUACCUAAACACGCGCAUCUGGCACUUCCAGGCUUUCCCCAUCACGCAAUAUAUCGUCAACGCCUUACAGCGGAGUCUGCGCUGUAGGCCCACGCCAACGAGUCCAGCCGCCCCCGCGUCGACCGUCCUCGACCACAUAAAAACAAUAGCCCCCGACCUGCUCUUCUGGAUCCUGUUUAUCGGCGGCAUGGCGGCCGAAGGACAUGAUGGGUAUUCCUGGUUCGUCGAUCGAGUCGCGGAGCUCGCGCGGUAUCUGGGGCUGCGGGAUUGGGUCGAUGCGCGCGAGGUUCUGUGCGGGUUCUUCUAUGCGGAUCAGCCGGGGGAGCCUGCGGGUGAGGAGCUGUGGAGGUUGGUUUUGACACAGGGGCACACGGGGGGUGAGAGUGGGGUGUCUGCGGUUGUUACGAGGAUGUCUGGCGAGGGUGUGGGUGAGUGUGAGGGUGAGGGUGACGGUGAGGUUGCGUCGGGGACGCAGGCACAGCAGACUAGAUUUCUCUACAAGUACUGA